Molecule: messenger RNA, 911 nt
Organism: Myxocyprinus asiaticus (Chinese sucker)
Lineage: Eukaryota; Metazoa; Chordata; Actinopteri; Cypriniformes; Catostomidae
Product: neudesin-like
Exons: 4
Coding region: 145-627 (160 amino acids)
Cellular component (GO): membrane; endomembrane system
Source: RefSeq, a predicted model, not a curated record
UUUCCCAUUCUCAUUGUUAAAGCUGAUCUGAGAUCAGCGUAUGAAAUACCGAAUGGAAACACACAGAUCCUCCCACGACAACAAGGAACCUGAAGUGGAAUACUAACCCUACACCUUGUUCCUGCAACUAAUAAAUAGUCCACAAUGUUUUACGCACAAAGUAUUUUACUCUUCGUGUUACUUAGUAGUUGUUCUGCAAAUGAAAGUACGUUAAACACAAAACCUGCCUCGAUACCGGUGCGUUUGUUCACCGAUGAGGAAUUGAAAAGAUACGAUGGGAGCGAGGAAGGACAACCAGUUUACAUGGCCAUUAAAGGAGUUGUGUUUGACGUCACAACUGGAAAAGAGUUUUAUGGCAAGGGUGCACCCUAUAAUGCCCUUGUGGGCAAGGACUCAACCAGAGCUGUGGCCAAAAUGUCCCUUGACCUGGCAGAUCUCACACAUGAUACUACCGGCCUUACAGAGAAACAACUAAUGUCCCUAGAGAAGAUAUUCACAGGCACAUACAAAACAAAGUACCCCAUUGUGGGAUACACCAGCAGACGCAUUCUCAAUAAAGACGGCAGCCGUAAUAAAGACUUCAAACCUGAAGACCAAUCUAAUUUUAGCAUUAAAGAUGAAUUUUGAUUUUAAGACAGAUUUUAAACUAAGUACAACAGAAAUGUUCUUUUUGAUAAAACAACCCAACAAUGUAGUGCAAUUCUCAAUCCCUAUCAUAGUUGUUUGUGACCCCUCACUGUAAUCUAGGUGGGCAGGUGUUGAUUUAUUGGUGUCGUCUGGUGGUCUUGCUGCCCAGAGUCAAGAAACACUAUGAUGCAAACAAUCAAACAUGGGUUUUUCCCUGGUGGGCUGGCUUGAAGGUCAUUCAAAUGAGGCCACCUACAGGUGUGAUAUGUAUGUAUAUAUAUAUA